This is a messenger RNA of Dermacentor albipictus, 7382 nucleotides long. Its product is annotated as serine-rich adhesin for platelets-like. The record is from RefSeq and is a predicted model, not a curated record. Lineage: Eukaryota; Metazoa; Arthropoda; Arachnida; Ixodida; Ixodidae.
GGAUACCUGCCCUCCUCUCCCACAGCGCGGCAGCAGUGCAGCGCGCGCAGCAGCAUCUACCGCAUGCCCUCUGUUCGUCGUCGUCGUCUUUGCCAAGCGUAUCGGCAGUGGCAGCUGCAGUGGCGUUAGCCGCCGGCUUCGAGCAAGCGGCCUGUUCGUUCAAAGGCCUCCCGUGCUCCGAACCUGCCUCGGCACACUACGCAACGAGCCGGCCGGCGCACUGUCAACGGCGCUUCGUGGCCGCUCCCGCCGCCUCGGUCUACGACGAGCGGCCGGCGUUGUCGCCCCUUUGUGUUUGGGUGCGUGGGUCCUACACCGACAUGUAGCAGACAGGCGGUGCCCCGCAGCGAAACCAAAAGGCUCCUCCGCGAUUCGGUGGGCCGCCCGCCGCACAGUGUGAUGACUGUUGCGGUGUUACAGCCGACUUAAGCCGACUCGCAAACGUUUUCCAGUAACCGGCAUGCAGCGCUAUCACAAGCAAGUGCGCCGUCGUCACGCGACGACGAUCUGACCGUGUUUACCUGCCAAAAGACGACGCACGCGGAUACACCGAUCUCGCGUGCCGCUGCACGAGAUGCACCUCUUCCUUGCGUUUCCUUCGGAGGAAAGUGCGCGUUUGUGACUGUUCGCGCCGCACCGUCGCCGUAGGCCCCGUCAUUUGUGUGGGUGUGUAUCUGUGCGCGCACGGAGUCGUCACAUUUCGUCAGUCGGUGUUUCACCGUCGUCCGCCGGCCCCAGUUUUAACGCGAAUUUCGCUGCACUUGAUCUGCACUGUGCUAACCGGCGGAUGUGUAGGCGCUUGAGCCAUCGUCGUGGAAUACGUGCCGUGCUCUGUGAGUAGACAUUUAACCGUGCUAUCUCCGAUUAACUCUAUCAAGACGAUAGCCUGCUUCGCUUAUUGUGUUAUUCGGCGCGUCGAGUGUCAACGUCAUCCGGUGGCCAGGCGAGGAGCGUUCCGUUCUGCGAGCUAGCCACACGAGUGCUUUCAAUCCCUGACGACCAUUACCGCAUAUGCCUAAGCCGAGUCCGCAUGCCUCGCACAGGAAGCAUAAGGAACAGGCAGAGUGUAGCCAGGAGAAGAAGUCACCGAGAGUACCGCACCAUCACCAGAAAAAGACUGUCACUGUCAAGGAUGAGGCGGCCGUCGUAGUACGCGAAACUUCAACUCGAGGACAAAGUCGGCCGGGUGGCAUCACCACUGGCCCAACACGUUCGUCACACUAUCGCUGCGACACCUACACAGUGCAGUAUGUGAGCGGUGGAGUGCUAAGACAAGUUGAACUGAAAGAACCCGUGCUUCAGCUCUACAGACUGGACAUUUUUGCAAAAGAAGGAGUCAUGGCGCGUUCACGAUUGUCAGUUGAUAACCACAAGGCGAAGCAGCAGCAUGCAUCAUCUGUAUGCUUGAAGGCUAAAGUUCCUGCUGCAGCUAGCGACACGGAGCGCAUUCCUGUUAGAGCGACGCGAAAUGAUCUGCCUUCAUUGUGCAAAGCUGGGCUAGCUUGCAAGAAGCUGCAAAAGAAAGUUGCUCCAAAAGAAAAAAACAGGUUGCAAUCUCUAAAGAAACAGGAAAUCUAUGAUGAUGUUUCUGAUGUUCCACUGGAAGAAUACUGUGAUGCAAGUGGCGGUGCAGACUCCACAGAAGUUAAUGUAGCAACGGGUGCGGCUGUGAGUAAACAGUGCCAGCCUCCACAUAAACAGCCCAAGGGUGCGCCAUUAGAAAUGGGUGCAGCUGCGAAUAAACCGUGCCAGCCUCCUCACAAAAAGCACAAGGGUGCGCCAUUAGAAGACUAUGAGGACAUCUCUGACACACCUCUCGAUGAGUAUAGCCCCUCGCAAAAGCCAGUCCAAUCUGCAUCUGUUGCCGAUGCCACAAAUGGAAAAAAUGCGCAUGGCAAUAUCGUUGGAAUGAAGCCUGUUGAUAUCCCAAGCAAAGAAAGGGCUUCAAGCAGCAAAGACUUGGUGAAUAAUGCUGAAAAGAAGGGACCUCCAGAAGCACAGAGUUCUGUCAAAACAUCAGCUGCAGAAGUGCAGCCAAGCGAAGCCAAGUCAAACACUAUUGGGUCAAAGCUCACUAGCAAGCCAAGUUCUUCGUCGGCUUCUGGCGCGGACAUGGUCGAAAAGAGAGCAGCUAAACGACCCGGAAUGCCAUGCAAGGACCAUGGCGCUAAAAAAAUUAAAAGUGAUGCAGAUGUAGCAAAAGACAAGACUGAGUCUGGGGCUAGCGCUGUCCAGAAAAGCAACAGCAGCUCAUCACUAAUUAAGAAAGCAUCGCUAGCCAAACGAGCAAGCGAACUAUCACCUUGUGCCAAGAAUAUCACAGCAACAUGUGCCUUAAAAGAAACUCCUGCAACCAAGUUAAAGGUUGAUGUAACUGAAACAGAAGCAAAAACUGACACUGGUACCACUAGUGUACAGAAAAAAAACGGCCUGCAAGCAUCUAGUAAGGCAGAACCAGACAAACUAGUGAAGAAACCAGCGUCCGGUGGCAAGAGCAGUUCUGAUGUAUCUACUAGCAACUUGGGCAUUUCUAGAAAAGUUCCUGUAUCAUCCACUCCUAAAAUAGCUAAGGAUGUGGCUGAGACAAAGGUCAAGCAUGGUAGUGAACGUGUCCAUGGAGACGGCACUUCGUCGGUUACUAAGAAAGUGUUGCCAAGUAAACUAGAGAAGAAACCAGCAUCUUCCACGAAGGGCAGCUCUGACAUUCUAGCAAGCAAGUCUAGCUGCUCAAGCACACCUACAAAAGACAUGACCACUGCAAAGACUGUCAGCCCAUCAGUUACUAAGAAGGUACUGCCAAGCAAGCCAGUGUACUCUCCUAAGGGAAGUCUAGAUGUGGCCAAGUCUAGUAGCCAAAGCAUUCCUGCAAAAGCUCCUCUGUCUACCCCAAAGCCUGCAAGUAAUAAUACAGCAAAAGUGAAGCCCGGUAAUGAUUCAACAAAGUUGAAGGUUGGCUCUACUACGCAUGUCAUUUCAACAGUGGUAAAGGAGGCAUCGUCAAGCAAACUAGCAGAGAGACCGCCCUAUGCCAAGAACACCUCAGAAGCACCUGUGCCUGCAUCUUCCAAGGCUUUGAAAUCUGCAAAAGAAACGCAGAGUUCCACCACAGCAGCCAAAGCUGAUAGAAAGCCUCAGUCUGAACUCAAAACAGAGCACACAAAAUCUGCCGAUCAUUCUGGGUCGUUCUCAAACAAAGGAGCUGUGAAAAAUGCAAGUGGAAGCAUAGCGAAGCAAUGCAGCAUGACCGCGGCACCUGCCAAGGGCACGCUGAAAAAGAAGCCACCGUGUUCUGCCAGUGGCAUUGAAGUCAAAAUCAGCCGCUGCAAGCUCCUCGGUAGGCGAAAAUCCCCAGAAUGUUCAUCCAGUUCACAAAUUCAAGCAUCAACCGAAAGGCUGUCAAGUGCUCCGGAGUGCGAUGGGAAUAAGCAGCAGGGCGCACCUGAAACUCCAGCAACUAAACAAACAGAGCAGGUACGAAAAGCAGUGAGGACACAGCCAACAGAAAGCACUGAAUCUUCUGUUAGUGUCCCUGACAGCGCCAAAACUACUUCACCAUCCAACACUUCUAAAGAGCUCUCUGAAAGCGAAACACAGAAGUGUCACUCAUUGAACAUCCUCAAGGUUAACACUGCAGAAGUAACAGGAGAACAGAGUAGUUUGCAGCACUGCACUAUGUACAAAAGUUCACCUAAAGCCACAAAAGUGCCAACCGAGGCAGUUGCAGGCCAUGUAAGCAAGGGGCCCACAAGUGACAUUGCAGACAGUGUUUCAGAAACUGCCCCAUACAGCACUGACAGUAAAGACAAGGAUAAAAGUUGUCUGCAUAACUCCUGCGUGCCUGCAGUGCAAGAAGUGCCGACUGAAGCCCUAGAGCAAAAUGCCACCAGUGUUUUAGGUGCUCAGGAUGUAGAAGCAGAUGUCGCUGGUUGUGUGGAAGCUACAGCACUGCCAACUGAAGCAGUUGCUCCAACGAAAGACCAUGUAAGCAAGGAGCCCACGAGUGACAUCAAGGAUACUGCUUCAGAAACUGCACCGUACAGCACUGACAGUACAGACAUGGGUAAAAUUUAUCUGCAUACGCCUUGCAUGUCUGCAGUGCAAGAAGUAGUGAUCGAAGCCUUAGAUCAAAACGCCACCAGUGUUGUAAGUGCUCAGGAUGCAGAAGCAGAUAUCGCUGGUUGUGUGGAAGCCGCAGCAGCUCCAACGAAAGACCAUGCAAGCAAGGAGCCCACGAGUGACAUUGCAGACAGUGUUUCAGAAAUUUCACCGUACAGCAUUGACAGUACAAACAUGGAUAAAAGUUAUCUGCAUAAGCCUUGCGUAUCUGCAGUGCAAGAAGUGGUGAUUGAAGCCCUAGAGCAAAACGCCACCGUUGUCGUAGGUGCUCAGGAUGUUGAAGCAUAUGUUGCUGGUUGUAUGGAAGACUUGAAUAUUGGUUCAGAAGUAGAAUGCCAAGAUGCCUCUCCUGCUAAAAACGAGUCGGCCAUUCACCAAGAUGAUGGACACGAGCUGCAACAGGACACAAGUGACACCGCUGACCGAUCACAUAAAUUCAUAGUGCUUACUGCUGCUCCUGAUGACACAUUUCCUGGUGAAUCUACAGUCAUUCCUACGUGCCACCCAUUUGGCCGGCGAGACAACACUUCGCAGGAGGCUCAUGAUGUUGCAGGUUUAUUAGAAGAACCAGGCAAUACUGAAGAAGAACAAGACUGUGCUUCAGCAUGCGUCAGCACUUCUCCUGCACCUUUGCAAAAGGGCCUCUUUCAAGCAGAAUGCAGCACUCCUCCAUCCACAAAGGCAGACGUUGAGCCUCCGGGCAAUGCAGAAGUUAGCACAGGCUCUUUAACUGAGCUAAGCAGUGUCAAUCGUGCAGAAGAGGACCACGGUGUUUCACCACAAAGUAAGAUAGCCAGUGGUGUGCUUGUCUUGAGAGAGUGUAACAAGGCUCGUAAUGUGUUCCUAGAAGGUGCUAGUUCUCCAAGUCUAGCUGGCACCACACAAAGUGACAGUGAAACUCCUUCCAGUGCCAUGCAAAAGGGCCUCUAUCAGGCAGAAUGCAGCAUUCUUCCAUCCUCAAAGAUCGAUGUUGAGCCUCUGGCCAACACAGAAGUUAGCGUAUGCUCCUUAACUGAGCAAAGCAGUGUUUCGCCACCAAAUAAGAUAGCUAGUGAUGCGCUUGUCUUGAGAGAAUGUGACGAGGCCCAUGAUGUGCUUCUAGAAGGUGCUAGUCCCCCAAGUCCUGCUGGCACUACAGAAAGUGAUGGUGAAACGCCUUCUAAAAUCGAUCAAGGUGAUCCACGACACACAGAUUUGGGUACAACUUCAUCACAGGACCCAGCAAGUAACUUUCUUGGUGCGGACGAACAGGGUGCACAAAGUGUGGCCAGCAGCACAUUCAUAGCUAGUCAAGCUGGUCUUCAGCAGAUAGACCGAAAAAGGAUCACUUUAUUACAAAAACCUCUCUGCAAUGCCAAAGUGGUUAAAGAAGUUUGCAGCGGUGCACCACUUGAGGAAUGUGAUGACACUGCCAGCAAAGUGGAAAAAACAACCACAGUAGCUGUGGUGAAGAAGCUUAUUGGUGAAGUGGUCAUGGGCACGAAAAAUCCUGGUGCUUGCAGUAUCAUAGCUGCCAAAGGCAGUUUCCAAGAAUCGGAAGAACCAAAGUCAAACCCAACCCUUCCUCAGCAACACGAUGCAGCCGAAUGCUCAUCAGUAAGGCCAACUGGUGAAAGGGACAACAAUGAAAAAUGCAUUGAAACCUGCCAUCCUGCAUCUGAUAAGGUCCUACAACAGCAAGCACAACACUCUGGUGCAGUUUUUCAAGAAGAGGAGUGGAUCUCUGACACAGUCACAGAGCUGCCACAAAAGUUGCAUGGUGAAGUUGCCGACACAAAAAAUGAUGACGAUGAAGGUGAUUUUCUCCAAAAUUCCGAAAAUAGUGAUCAGGUUCAAGCCAAAAAACCACACACGGCCUCUCCUCCCCCAAAAAUCCAUUUGGGCUUAGCCGUGUCCCAACCACUUCUUGACACCACAGUCAGCAGCAGUUCCAACAGUAAUAACCAGCAGAAAGAGGCAUUGAAAAAUACUCUGGCUCAAGAACUACAGAGCAAUGCUAUCACUGCAGCAGCAUCACUGAGACCAGAUGCCGACGGCGAUAAGACAAAUGGCGGAAACGGCUUUCCAGCCAGCAACGGCGAGUCUCACGUGGCAGAUGAAACAACCCUCGCUGAAAAGUGCCAAAGCAACAGCACAGUUAACACUGGACCCAGUUGUGGUGACACCAAGCCAAGCCGUCAUAGUGAUGCAUCCUCAACCGAAGAGACUAGCUCAACACGAACAUCGGACUCUUGUUUAGAGUCCUCGGAAGCAGAAAAUGUCCCUGAACAUGGGGUUGCAGUCGCAAGUGACCAUGAUGCUGCAGUGCCCAAACCAAUUCAACCAAAAAAGAAAAAGAAGCGCAAGAGCUCGAGCACAAACACUUCAAUGCAUUCUGCAUGGCUUUUCUCACGCAAGAAAAGAGUAAAGCGACCACCGAAGAAAAAGCAGCCUCAAGAGGGCAGCAGCCAGCCCGCUGAACCAUCAGUGGUGGUGGAGGAGACUGAGCUAGUGAACAGUCACAAAGCUGCAGACUCUAUGUGCGCCAAGUUAGGUGUUGGUAGCACAAAGAAAAAGCCACCCAUGGCCACUGUUGGUGAAGUGGCAAGAUCCGACAAAGUUAUGCUCAAAGGCAUCAACCAAAAGCCUUCAUACGCUGCCGCUGCAGACCAAGCUGUGGAGGAUUCGAAAUUUCACACCAGGAAGCACGUCCAGCAUUCAACCACUCCUUACGCAAAGGCGACCAGCUUCAUGCAUGACGCUAUGUUGGACCUCGACAUGUUUACUGGCCUCAAGAUCUUGGAUGUGUGCGGCUCUCGCGCUGAGAAUCUCAGGGACCUGCAAGUACAGAUAACAAACCGGAGCAUCACCAAAAACGAGGCUGUGGCCCAGAUUGCCCAGUCUGUGCACACCACAGUCGUGGAAGAAUACUUCAGGCGUGAGCGUGCAAUCAGGACGCUCAACCUUUUGGCCAGGAUACCGUUCUCGCUCGACCCUCGCGAGGUGGGCAAGAUACGGAAUGUCACUCAAUCCAUUGUGGAGCAGUCACAAAUGUGUGCCAAACUCAAACUGUGAGAGUAAGUGAUGACGAUGAUGAUAAUGCCAUGGACAUGUCUACGUAUAAGUGGUGUGCAUGACUGGGACCAAUCCAUUCCGUCCUUGUGUCUGUUGUGUGUGUCUUGCUGUGUGCUAAGUUCAUAAUGCCAAAGAUUGCCUUUGCCACUUAGUGUAUGCUGUGAUGUUGAUCUUAAUAAUAAACUUCCAGCAAAGGUUUCAUUUUCCUAAAA